Molecule: messenger RNA, 2152 nt
Organism: Cornus florida
Lineage: Eukaryota; Viridiplantae; Streptophyta; Magnoliopsida; Cornales; Cornaceae
Exons: 1
Coding region: 87-1910 (607 amino acids)
Source: RefSeq, a predicted model, not a curated record
GAUGGAGCAUAUCCAAACAUUAUCAAUGUGACAUAAACUCGGACAGUUAAACAGAUUAUUUGCAGUCCACUUUUGAAUAUCUCCAAAUGCUGUCUCAAAACGUUUCUCUCUCUAAAACCCUGAACCCUUCUCUCUCCACCUUCCAAUGUCCAUCCAUCUCAAAAUUCUCAAACCCUCUGUUCAAAACCCUAACCACAAUUCAUUACACACCUCAAAACCCUAAGCCCCUCCUUAUCCUAUCACUCUCUCAAAACCUCAACUUUCCCUUUUCCCGCCAACAUGUCACUCACCGCCGAGAAGUCCGUUCAUUCGCCGGCCGGAGCAAGAAAAAGCCCGGUGGGCCCUCCACCGGCCGCAUCGAAGGAGGUGCUGAGAUCCGCCGGGAGGCGAAGCGCAACGCUCGCCGGAGGAGCCGAAAGCUCGCGGAGAACCUGUUCUACAGACUGAAAAACCCUCACAAGAACUACCCUGACAAUUUCACCGAAGAAGAGCUUCAGAUGAUCGGUUUGGGUUACGAUAGAAUGGUCCAGUUCAUGGAAAAAGACGAUCCGAAUCUACGACAUCCCUACGAUUGGUAUAAAUACGGGGAAUUCGGGCCGUACUCGUGGCGUGGAGUGGUUUUGGGCGAGCCCAUUCGCGGGCGAUUUUCAGAUGAGUGCGUGUCGAUGAUAGGCGAAGUUCGUGACCAGGAGGAGUGGGACAAGAUUGAGCAAUUCGAAAUGGCUCAAGAUUUUGGAAACAGAUUGAGUUCAAUGGAUAGGAGUACUGGGUUUCGGUACUACUGGGUGUUUGUUCGACAUCCGAGAUGGAGAGUCACAGAAUUGCCAUGGGAACAAUGGACUUUGGUUUGCGAGGUUGUGGUUGAAGUUGGGAAGCAGAGGUUGGAUAAGUGGAAUUUGAUGGGUAGGCUUGGGAACCAAACUAGGGCAUUGAUUACUCAAUGCGCGGCGUGGAUGAGACCAGACAUUGUGUACGUGAAGCGCCCUGUGUAUCAGUGUAGGUUUGAGCCUCAAGAUGAUUUUUUUCAGGCGCUGACGCCAUUGCUUGAUCCGGACACAGAGCAGGAGUAUCUGUUUGAGGUUGAAGAUGAUGAUGGGAGGUUCGAGUUUUGUACUUAUUUUGGUGGGUUGUGUAAGAUUGUGAAGGUGAAUCCAAAGGCAUUUGUGGAUGAUGUUGUGAAGGCUUAUGAGAAAUUGAGUGAUGAGAAGAAGUCCAAAUGUUUGCGGUUUUUGUUGACAAACCAUCCGGUUCAGUUAUUGCAUCCGUAUACUAAGGAGUGGAAGGCAAAGUUGGAGGACAUGGAGUUGGGUUGUGAUGCCCCCGAGGAUGAUGAUGAUUAUGGUCGAGGUGGUAGUGCUGGUGAGAGAGAGGUCACGGAUUGGAUAGAGGACGGUGGCAAUGAUGAUGGCGACUAUGAUGAUGAGGACGAUGAUCAAGAUGACAUAGUUGUGGACAUAGAAGGGGGUGUUGAUGAUGAAUUAGGUAUUGAAGAGGAUGAGGAGGAUUCAAGUGCAGAGGAUGAUGAAAAGGAUUGGGAUGAGGAAUUGAAGAAGGCAUUGAGCAGCAAUGAAGCGAUGGAAGGCUUGGCGAAACGAAGUGUAGAGACGUCCACAAAGUUGUAUAAGCAGCAGCUGAGGAUGAUGGAAGAGAAGGGAAAACCAGAAUUCUCAGAAGAGGGAAAUGAAGAUGGAGAUGAAUUGGCGAUGAGGCGCAGUAGACCGAAAGUAAGUGUGAAUGAAUGGAAGUAUGUUGGAUAUGGUCCAUACAGGAGGAAGAUUAAGAAGAGUAAAAUCCCUCCUGAGCUGUUCUUGAAAGCGGCUGUGAGACCGUUUACCUACAGAAAUCUUGUUAAGGAGAUCGUUUUGACCAGACAUGCAAUAUUGGAGGGUGACAUUGGUAAGAAGAAAUGAACCAUUUUGAUGAUUUGUUCAAACGAAGGAGACAAUUAUUUGCCAUGAACAAAAGAGGUUUAUUAAGCAUUGCUUCUUAAUCAUGUUUGAUGAUUGUAUUGUUUUUUUUUUUUUAACCUUCAAUUUUAGUUUGUGCUAAUCCAUCAUUACAGCAUCGCCUCUUUGCGUUUCAUCCACAGCCUUGUCAACUACUCAAAAAGCUCAAGCUUGAAUUACUUAGGAAAGUGUGUUUAUUGUGUUAA